Molecule: messenger RNA, 3037 nt
Organism: Lepus europaeus (European hare)
Lineage: Eukaryota; Metazoa; Chordata; Mammalia; Lagomorpha; Leporidae
Gene: EPS8L2
Product: EPS8 signaling adaptor L2
Exons: 20
Coding region: 197-2446 (749 amino acids)
Biological process (GO): Rho protein signal transduction; positive regulation of ruffle assembly; regulation of Rho protein signal transduction
Cellular component (GO): vesicle; ruffle membrane; plasma membrane
Molecular function (GO): actin binding
Source: RefSeq, a predicted model, not a curated record
CGCCCCGCCCCGCCGCGCGUCCCGCCCGUCCGCGGACACCGAGCGCGGCGGCCCAGGCGCGGACAGACGGGGACGGCGGCGGACGCGGGGCCGAGGGACUUUCGCGGGCAGCAGCUGUGAGCAGGGCCCCGGGCUCCAGACUGGACCGGGCUGAGGUCUGCACCGCCGGCCGCCGCCUCUGAGGACCGAGGACGCCAUGAGCCACUCAGGGUCCGUGAGCUGCUGCCCGGGUGCCACCAAUGGCAGCCUGGGCCGGUCCGAUGGCGUGGCCAAGAUGAGUGCCAAGGACCUGUUUGAACAGAGGAAGAAAUACUCCAACUCCAACGUCAUCAUGCAGGAGACCUCCCAGUAUCACGUGCAGCACCUCGCCACGUUUAUCAUGGACAAGAGCGAGGCCAUCGCGUCUGUGGACGACGCCAUCCGCAAGCUGGUGCAGCUGAGCUCCAAGGACAAGAUCUGGACGCAGGAGAUGCUACUGCAGGUGGACGACCGCUGCGUGCGGCUGCUGGACGCUGAGUCCCAGGUGCGGCCGCCGCCCGGGGCAGAGGAGGGGGAGGGGUGGGGCCCACAGCUGUGCCGCGAGUCGCGGGUGGCCGUGUGCCCGCUGCGCCUGACCGCCCGCCCGCAGGAGGAGUUGGAGAACUUCCCGCUGGCCACCGUGCAGCUCAGCCAGACGGUGCUGAACCAGCUGCGCUACGCGUCUGUGCUGCUGCUCGUGUGCCAGGACCCCGAGCAGACCAAGCCCGACGUCCACUUCUUCCACUGCGACGAGGUGGAGGCGGAGCUGGUGCACGAGGACAUCGAGAGCGCGCUGGCCGACUGCCGGCUGGGCAAGAAGACGCGGCCGCAGACCCUCAAGGGCCACCAGGAGAAGAUUCGGCAGCGGCAGUCGAUCCUGCCCCCUCCGCAGGGCCCGGCCCCCGUGCCCUUCCAGCGCCUCGGCGGGGAGUCGGCUCAGGCCAGGAACCGCGUGGGGGCCUGGGCGCCCGCCGGCGAGCCAGGCUUCCGCCGCCAGGACUCGCAGGACGAGGAGCCCCGGGCCGCGCUGGCGCAGAAGAUCGAGAAGGAGACGCAAAUCCUCAACUGCGCCCUGGACGACAUCGAGUGGUUCGUGGCGCGGCUGCAGAAGGCGUCCGAGGCGUUCAAGCAGCUGAACCAGCGCAAGAGGGGCAAGAAGAAGGGCCGCAAGGGGCCGGCAGAGGGCGUUCUCACGCUGCGGGCGCGGCCGCCAUCCGAGAGCGAGUUUGUGGACUGCUUCCAGAAGACCAAGCUGGCGCUCAACCUGCUGGCCAAGCUGCGGAAACACAUCCAGAACCCCAGCGCAGCGGAGCUUGUGCACUUCCUCUUCGGGCCUCUGGACCUGAUCGUGAACACCUGCGGGGGCCCCGACAUCGCCCGCUCUGUGUCCAGCCCCCUGCUGUCCAGGGAUGCCGUGGGCUUCCUGCGCGGCCACCUGGUGCCCAAAGAGAUGGCACUGUGGGAGUCGCUGGGCGAGACCUGGACAAGGCCCCGUGCCGAGUGGCCACGGGAGCCACAGGUGCUCCUCUACGUGCCCAAGUUCCACAGCGGCUGGGAGCCACCCCUGGACGUGCUGCAGGAGGCCCCCUGGGAGGUGGAGGGCCUGGCCCCGGCCCCGGAUGCUGAGCUGACUCCAGGGAGCCGACUGUCCUUCCGCAACUCCCUGAAACACAGCCUUGCCCCUGAGCCCACGCCCCCGGGGGAGGCCCUGUUGGCCGCUGGCCCCACACAUGGUCACAGGGGCCACCAGCCCACGCCGGCCAUGGCGAAGUACGUCAGGAUCCUCUACGACUUCACCGCCCGCAACGCCAGCGAGCUGUCCGUGCUGAAGGAUGAGGUCCUGGAGGUGCUGGAGGACGGCCGGCAGUGGUGGAAGCUACGCAAUCGCAGUGGCCAGGCCGGCUACGUGCCCUGCAACAUCCUGGCCGAGGCCCGGCCCGAGGACGCGGCUGGCCCGCUCGAGGCUGGACAGAAGUACUGGGGUCCAGCCAGCCCGACCCACAAGCUGCCCCCGAGCUUUGCGGGGAACAAAGACGAGCUCAUCCACCACAUGGACGAGGUGAACGACGAGCUGGUGCGCAAAAUCAACCACAUCCGCGCGCAGCCUCCGCGCCACCCCCGCGCCGAGCGCAGCGCCCCCGUGCACCCACCGCUCAGCUUCGACUCCGGCCCGGACGAGGUCCGCGCCUGGCUGGAAGCCAAGGCCUUUAGCGCCCGAGUCGUGGAGAACCUGGGCAUCCUGACGGGCCCGCAACUCUUCUCGCUCAACAAGGACGAGCUGAGGAAGGUGUGCGGGGAGGAGGGCGCCCGCGUGUACAGCCAGCUCACGGUGCAGAAGGCCGUGCUGGAGAAGCAGCAGAGCGGGUCGGAGCUGGAGGAGCUCAUGAGCAAGUUCCAUUCCAAGAACCAGCGGCGGGGCGCCAGCUAGACACCUGUGGCGCGGGGCGCGCGUCUGCAGGGGCCGAGCCGUGCGCGCUGCGCGGUUUUCGCACGUGUAUUUCCUACCAAGGACGCGAAUGGGGCGCGGUGCCCAGCCGGGCUCUGCCCCUGGCCGAGGGCCUGCAGGCGAUGUGACCUCCCGCCCAGCGACACCCGUGGGCAGCGGCUCUGCCACCCCAGCCCCAGCGGGCCUCAGCCAAAGCUGCCGCUGGGCGGUGCCAGCCCCUGCAGACCACAGAAUCCCCGGAAGUGGGGGGUUCUUCCUGUGGCCUCCCCUGCCCCCCCCAGCCUCCCCUGCGGAUGCGCCCUUGCACCCCGGCCAGCGGCAGCCCGGGCAGAGGCUCCCGGACAGGACUUGGGCGCAGGGUAGGGUGGGGUGCACGCCGAGCCCCGAGCCCCUUAAAGGGCCGAGGAUGGACUGGACACAAGUCCUUUCCUCGGAGCCCGCCCCUCCCCGCAGAGCCCGGAGCCUGCUCUGACCCGGCCUCAGGCCGCAGGGCCCUGUCCCUGGCCGCUGGCUGGUGUGCCCGCCCCGGGCGCUGCGGGGGCUCCCUGUCAUUAAACCUUCAGCUUCCCCGCA